CAGGGAUGCCCCACCAUACCCCGCGUGUCACUUCUUUACCCAGCAAGUGCCUCAACCGUCGCAACAGAAUUUUCCCCGCCGACCCCGACCGGAUUGCGAAUUGGAAUCGUUUCCUUGCCAUUAUUGGCAUUCUUCGAACAUGGCAACUAUCAUUUUGGGUUCGCAAUGGGGCGACGAGGGCAAGGGAAAGCUGAGUGAUAUUCUUUGCCAACAGGCGCGCGUUUGCGCCCGCGCCGCCGGCGGUCAUAACGCGGGCCACUCUGUCGUUGCCAAUGGCGUUUCCUACGAUUUCCACCUCCUGCCGUCAGGCCUCGUUAAUCCGGACUGCAUCAACUUGAUCGGCUCCGGUGUCGUCUUCAACGUUCAAGCCUUUUUCAAGGAACUGGCGGCCCUCGAGGAGAAGGGGCUAAAACACGCCCGCAAGAACCUCCUGGUCAGCGACCGCGCUCAGGUCAACCUAGAACUGCACGCCCGUGUCGAUGGUCUGGAGGAAAAGGAGCUCGCGGGCAACAAGAUUGGCACAACCGGCAGGGGUAUUGGCCCCUCGUAUUCGAACAAGGCGGCCAGGAAUGGGAUCCGCGUCCACGAGAUAUUCGACCAGGAGCAUUUCGAGGCGAAAUUGCGGAAGUUGGCUGCCGGUUACAAGAAGCGCUUUGGUGAACUGCUAGAGUACGAUGUCGAGGAGGAGAUUGCACGCUUCCGCGAGUACCGCGAGAGGCUACCGGAAUUUGUUGUCGACGCCGUCAGCUACAUGCACUCUGCACAAGAGCGCGGUUACAAUAUUUUGAUCGAGGGUGCGAAUGCCUUGAUGCUGGACAUUGACUAUGGCACAUACCCCUUCGUCACAAGCAGCAAUACCGGACUGGGCGGCGUCAUCACCGGACUGGCAAUCAACCCCAGGAAAAUCAAGGAAAUUAUUGGAGUUGCGAAGGCCUACACGACAAGGGUAGGCGAGGGCAUCUUCAAGACAGAGGACGUUGGCGAAGAUGGCCAGAAACUGCAGCAGAUCGGUCGCGAAUGGGGUGUAUCUACCGGCAGGAAACGUAGGUGCGGAUGGCUUGACCUCGUGGUGCUUAAGUACUCGGCAUCGGUCAACUACUACACGGCUUGGAACCUGACGAAGCUUGACGUCCUCGACACCUUCCCCAUCAUCAAGGUUGCCGUCGCAUACAAAGACCCUCAGACGGGGCAGGAGCUUGACUACUUCCCUGCAGAUCUUGGAUACCUCGAGAAGUGCGAAGUCGUCUACAAGGAAUUUGAGGGGUGGCAAAAGGCCACCACAGCGGUGAAGAAAUUUGAGGACCUGCCAUCGCAAGCACAAGUUUAUGUCAGGUUCAUUGAGGAGUACACGGGCGUGCCCGUGAAGUGGAUUGGCACAGGCCCAUCGCGGGAUGACAUGAUCUAUCUAUGAACAUGCUGCCCUCUUCCUAGAAUAGUGAUAAAUCAGGGGGUUGUAGCUGUUUCUACGGCAAGCAGCUCGACUACUGGCGUUUCGUGGGGUUUGCCUACGGCUUGCGGGAUCGGCUCGCAAAUCCCUUCACAUCUAGCCCAAUCCCUCGACAUCGCAGGGCAAAUGUUUGCUCCAGCAUUCCGCCAGCUAGCGAUGACCGGCGUGAUCGAGGAUUGGCAUUUCGGCCGCCAAACGAUAUGCUAUCUACGAUAGAUUUGUUCUCGGGGCUGCGUGGGGUCCCGGAGGAUCUGGAAAGAACUUAGAACGGCCUUCGACUAUGAGCGAAACAUAAACAUCAUAGAUUUACCGUCUAAUCUAAAUGUGCAUUUUCAAACGACGCA
Canariomyces notabilis is the source of this 1791-nucleotide messenger RNA. Its product is annotated as Adenylosuccinate synthetase. NCBI's taxonomy places the organism in Eukaryota, Fungi, Ascomycota, Sordariomycetes, Sordariales, Chaetomiaceae. Gene Ontology annotation, cellular component: cytoplasm. Gene Ontology annotation, molecular function: adenylosuccinate synthase activity; GTP binding. Gene Ontology annotation, biological process: IMP metabolic process; 'de novo' AMP biosynthetic process. Bases 140 to 1411 code for a protein of 423 amino acids. The transcript is spliced from 11 exons. The record is from RefSeq and is a predicted model, not a curated record.